Cucurbita pepo subsp. pepo (vegetable marrow) is the source of this 1663-nucleotide messenger RNA. RefSeq lists its product as uncharacterized. Lineage: Eukaryota; Viridiplantae; Streptophyta; Magnoliopsida; Cucurbitales; Cucurbitaceae. The record is from RefSeq and is a predicted model, not a curated record.
AAAAAAAAAAAAAAAAAAAAAAACUCUCUUCCUUGUAGCUCAAGAGAAUAGUGAUCUUUGAAGAAAUGGGGUUUUGUUAUCUGUGAAGAAAAUCAAAUAUGCCAACAGUUUGGGUGUCCUUGAAGAAAUCUUUGUACUGCAAAUCAGACCCAUCAGAAGUCCAUGACCCAAAAACCAGGAAGAAUUUGGGUUCAAUUUUGACAAGAAAAACAGGGGGAGGAGGAAGAUCAGGCUGUUCAAGGUCCAUAGCGAAUCUCAAAGAUGUCAUCCAUGGCGGCACCAGCAAGAGGCAUUUCGACAAGCCCCCAAGUUGCAGUCCAAGAUCCAUUGGCAGCAGCGACUUUCUCAACCCAAUAACCCACCAAGUCAUUCUCAACAACUCAAGAUGCGAGCUCAAAAUCACCGGUUUCCAUACCGGUUUCCCCCAAGAUGUGCCUGCCGCCGAUCCUCACGCCGGUGCUAACACCGCUUCCACCUUCGUCGGCACUCUUACACCAGGCACGCCCGGCCCUGGUGGCUACCCAUUGAGGCCUUCUUCAAGAAAGUUCCCAUUAAGAGACGGAUUCGGAAGCUCUCAUAAAUCUGGCGGCGGCGCUGGCGGCGGCGGAGUGAGGAACAGAGUCUCUUUGAAAACAGAGGAUAUUGGGAAUGGGUCUUGUUCGACGGUUACUUGCCAUAAAUGUGGCGAGCAGUUCAACAAAUGGGAUUCUGCUGAAGCACAUCAUCUUUCAAAUCAUGCUGUAACAGAGCUUGUGGAAGGAGAUUCAUCAAGGAAAAUCGUGGAGAUAAUAUGCAGAACAAGCUGGUUAAAAUCAGAGAAUCAAAGUGGUAGAAUAGAAAGAGUGGUGAAAGUCCACAAUAUGCAACGAACACUAGCCCGAUUCGAGGAGUAUCGUGAGACAGUCAAAAUGAAAGCCAGCAAGCUCCCAAAGAAGCACCCACGGUGCAUUGCAGACGGGAACGAGCUGCUGCGAUUCUACGGCACGACUGUCGCGUGCUCGCUUGGCCUCAAUGGCUCCUCCAGCCUCUGCAUAUCGGAGAAAUGCUGCGUGUGCAGAAUCAUACGUAAUGGGUUCUCAGCAAAGACAGAGAUGAAAGAAGGGAUAGGCGUGUUCACAACUUCUACGAGCGCAAGAGCAUUCAACUCGAUCGAGAUGUCGGGACGGGACGAGGCGAUAACGAGGAAGGCGAUGAUUGUAUGCAGGGUGAUUGCAGGGAGAGUUCAUAGGCCAUUGGAGAACAUACAAGAAAUGGCUGGACAAACGGGGUUUGAUUCAUUGGCGGGGAAAGUUGGGUUGCAUUCAAAUAUAGAAGAGCUUUAUUUGUUGAAUCCUAGAGCUUUGCUUCCAUGUUUUGUGGUAAUUUGCAAAGCAUGAGGCAAAUUAUUGUGGGAAUUUUAGUAGAAAAUUCAAAAUUCAAAAUGAUGUGAGGAGAGGAGGGCGUUUCAGGUGUGUCCGUGUCAGUGUCUGUGUCAUAUUGUUGGUGGCGGAAGCAUAUUUGAGGCUGUCUUUGUUGCAUGUCACCGUCCAGAACAGCCUAUAGGUUUGGUCCAAAAGGGCUAUAUGCGAGAACCCCACGGUCCCUUUCUCUCUCAAUUCAAAAUGCUAAUUGUUUAAGUACACCUAAUGUUUUACCGUUUUAAAACACGUAUGGUGAGAGUUUU